AUGCCUGCCACGAUCCGCCAGUACAAAGCCGCCUGUGUCCAGGCAGAGCCCGGGUGGUUCGACCUCGAGAAGUCGGUCCAGAAGACCGUCAACCUCAUCCUGGAAGCGGGCGAGAAGGGCUGCAAGCUCAUCGCCUUUCCAGAGACAUGGAUCCCAGGGUACCCCUACUGGCAAUGGCGUGUAAACUACCAAGACUCUCUGCCGCUCUUGAAAGACUAUCACAUGAACAGCCUGCGGCCCGACUCGGACGAGAUGCGACGCAUCCGCUCGGCCGCCAGAGAGGCGCAGAUCUACGUCUCGCUGGGCUACUCCGAAAUCGACGGCAACAGCCUGUACAUGGCGCAAGUCAUGAUUGACCCGACGGGGGCCGUCAUCAACCACCGGCGCAAGAUCAAGCCGACGCACGUGGAGCGCCUCGUGUUCGGCGAGGGGACGGGCGACUCGUUGGACACGGUCGUGGAGACGGAGAUAGGCCUGGUCGGCCAUCUCAACUGCUGGGAGAACAUGAACCCGUUCCUUAAGGCGCUGGCGUGCACCAAGUACGAGCAGGUACACAUCGCAGCCUGGCCAGUGUACCCGCCCGCCACGACUCUCAAGUCGCCGGAUCCAUACACGAACAUCUCCGAGGUGCAGUCGGAGCUGGUGACCCCCGCGUACGCCUACGAGACGGGGACCUGGACGCUUGCUCCGUCGCAGGUCGUCUCGCGGGAGGGCGCGCGGCUCAACCUGCCGAAGCGGCUGCAGAACGACGAGGCGGCGCUCGACGCCGAGGCCGCCGUCAUAGGCAACGGCUUCUCGCGCAUCUACCGGCCGGACGGGUUCCGCGCGGUCGCGGAUGCGGACAAGACGUUUGAGGGCCUGGUGCUUGUGGACAUUGACCUGGACGAGAACUUGCUCACGAAGCGGCUCGCUGACUUUGGCGGCCACUACAUGCGUCCGGAUCUCAUCCGGCUGCUCGUGGACACGACGCCCAAGACGUACGUCGUGGACGCGAACGCGGAUCCGAAGAGGGUUGUUAGCACGGCGGAGAGGCUGGGCCUUCACAAGCCGCUGGAGGAGGAAUAG
Molecule: messenger RNA, 1065 nt
Organism: Purpureocillium lilacinum
Lineage: Eukaryota; Fungi; Ascomycota; Sordariomycetes; Hypocreales; Ophiocordycipitaceae
Molecular function (GO): catalytic activity
Source: RefSeq, a predicted model, not a curated record